ACCAAUGUAUCUGUAUCGGUGAUUCCGGGUUUUAUUGUAUUAGUCAUCGUUUAGUUCUGUUUUGCAAUACUUUGCAUAUAAGUCAGGCUUUAUAUUGGCUUGUCGUGAGCCCUUAUAACACCAUGAAUUUCUUCAGGAAAGAGCCCACUGUUAAAGAACAGCAGAGACAAAAUGACCGAGAACUGCGUAAAGCUUCAAGAGAACUCGACAGGGAUAAGGCCGCACUAGAGAGAGAAGAAAAAAAGCUGGAAAUGGAAAUAAAAAAAAUGGCAAAAGAAGGAAACAAUGAAGGUUGUAGAAUACUAGCCAAGCAGCUGGUGCAGUUACGGAAACAAAAGACAAGACUAUAUGCGGCCAAUAGCAAGAUUUCCAACGUUCAAAUGACAAACAAGACCAUGGGUGCCAACAUAGCCAUAGCGGGAGCCAUGGGUACCACCGCCAAGACCAUGGGAAGCAUAAACAAGGUCAUGAACCCACAACAGAUUGCCAAGGACAUGGAAGCGUUCAAACAUGCUAACGCUAGGCUGGAUAUGACAGAUGAGAUGAUUAAUGACACACUUGACGACAUAAUGCACGAAUCUGGAGACGAAGAGGAGACCGAGGGCGUUGUCAACAAGGUGCUCGACGAAAUAGGCAUCGAGAUCAGCGGAAAGAUGGCAAAUGCCCCAUCGGUGAACCGCGGCAAGCUAGGCGAGUCUACGGCUGACAAGGACAUUUUGGCGCAGCUCGCCAAACUCAAGUCAUAGAACCCUUCACCAAAGUUACUUCAAGAUUCGGCUUCCUGUUUCUGAGACUAUCUUCUUCAUUGUAGGCCUACUGUGAACAUCGAAGUUAACAAUCAGCGGGCAUAUUUGGCGCGAAUCAACUUUUUGACCGACAGUUUUAGUGUCUUGGUAACGACCAAAGAGUAUCGAGUAUUAUAGAGAGUCACUGUCGAAGUAAAAUGUGUAAUCGCAGCGUAUAGACUGCCAUCUCUUGACACAGGCUUAGAACUUUUGAACCUCAGUUUUGGCCCAUAUUCUUAG
Molecule: messenger RNA, 1025 nt
Organism: Leguminivora glycinivorella
Lineage: Eukaryota; Metazoa; Arthropoda; Insecta; Lepidoptera; Tortricidae
Gene: CHMP2B
Product: charged multivesicular body protein 2b-B
Exons: 6
Coding region: 123-746 (207 amino acids)
Biological process (GO): protein transport; endosome transport via multivesicular body sorting pathway; late endosome to vacuole transport
Cellular component (GO): multivesicular body; ESCRT III complex
Source: RefSeq, a predicted model, not a curated record